Messenger RNA from Scomber japonicus (chub mackerel), 1896 nucleotides. RefSeq names its product potassium voltage-gated channel subfamily D member 3-like. The transcript has 6 exons. Gene Ontology annotation, cellular component: voltage-gated potassium channel complex; membrane; neuronal cell body. The coding region runs from base 1 to 1896 and encodes 631 amino acids. The record is from RefSeq and is a predicted model, not a curated record. Gene Ontology annotation, biological process: potassium ion export across plasma membrane; protein homooligomerization. Gene Ontology annotation, molecular function: A-type (transient outward) potassium channel activity; protein binding. NCBI's taxonomy places the organism in Eukaryota, Metazoa, Chordata, Actinopteri, Scombriformes, Scombridae.
AUGGCAGCGGGAGUAGCGGCAUGGCUUCCCUUUGCCAGGGCGGCAGCGAUUGGCUGGAUGCCCGUUGCCAAUUUGCCCAUGCCAGUGGCACCCACUGAGAAGAACAAGAGGAAAGAUGAGCUAAUCAUUCUCAAUGUCAGUGGACGGCGCUUCCAGACCUGGAGGAACACAUUGGACCGCUAUCCAGACACCCUGCUGGGCAGCUCAGAGAAGGAGUUCUUCUACAAUGAAGAGACCAAAGAGUACUUCUUUGACCGGGACCCUGACGUCUUCCGCAGCGUGCUCAACUUCUACCGUACAGGCAAGCUCCACUAUCCACGUUAUGAGUGUAUCUCUUCCUAUGAUGAGGAGCUGGCUUUCUUUGGAAUCGUCCCAGAGAUCAUCGGUGACUGCUGUUAUGAAGAGUAUAAGGACAGGAAGAGGGAGAAUGCAGAGCGUCUGAUGGAUGACCAGGAGGACAAUAAGGAUGCUAAGCUGCCCAACAUGACCUUUCGUGAGACCAUGUGGCGGGCUUUUGAGAACCCCCACACUUCCACCAUGGCCCUUGUCUUCUACUACGUAACUGGCUUCUUCAUAGCUGUCUCUGUCAUCACCAAUGUGGUAGAGACGGUGCCCUGCGGCACUGUGCCCAACCAGAAGGAAGUGCCCUGUGGUGAGCGCUACACCGUGGCCUUUUUCUGCAUGGACACGGCCUGUGUCAUGAUCUUCACCGUGGAGUACCUGAUGCGCUUAUUUGCUGCGCCCAGCCGCUACCGCUUUAUGAGGUCCGUCAUGAGCAUCAUUGAUGUGGUUGCCAUCUUGCCCUACUACAUUGGCCUGGUGAUGACUGACAAUGAGGACGUGAGUGGUGCUUUUGUGACACUCCGUGUUUUCCGCGUGUUCCGUAUCUUUAAGUUCUCCAGGCACUCGCAGGGCCUACGCAUCCUAGGCUACACACUGAAGAGCUGUGCCUCGGAACUGGGCUUCCUGCUCUUCUCCCUCACUAUGGCCAUAAUUAUCUUUGCUACCGUCAUGUUCUACGCAGAAAAGGGUUCAAGCUCCAGCAAAUUCACCAGCAUCCCAGCCUCCUUCUGGUACACCAUCGUUACUAUGACAACGCUCGGAUAUGGAGAUAUGGUUCCUAAGACAAUUGCGGGGAAGAUCUUUGGUUCAAUAUGCUCUCUGAGUGGGGUGCUGGUAAUUGCCCUGCCUGUCCCUGUCAUCGUGUCCAACUUUAGCCGCAUCUAUCACCAGAACCAGAGAGCAGACAAACGGCGGGCACAGAAAAAAGCCCGAUUGGCCAGGAUACGAAUAUCCAAGACAGGGAGCUCCAAUGCCUUCCUCCACAGCAAGCGCAACGGCCUGUUCAAUGAAGCUCUGGAGCUCACGAGUUCCACUGAGGAGGAGCAGCGGUUAAGCAAGUCUGCCUCUCUAUUAGAGAGCCAGCACCACCACCUGCUGCACUGUCUGGAGAAAACCACUAACCAUGAGUUUGUGGAUGAGCAGUAUUACCAGCAGAGCUACCUGGAGGCAGGGCUGCAGAAUUACCCAUCUCGAAGCCCCUCCCUCUCCAGCCAAGAUGGCGUGACGGGCACAUGCUGCACCCGCCGAAGCAAGAAGCACCACACCCCUUUAGCAAACGCCAGUGCCCCAGCACACAUGCAGCCUUUGACACACACGCACACACACCAACAAGGUUUGCAAGAGCUCAGCACCAUCCACAUCCAGCCCCUCAGCACCAGCCGCUCCAGUCUGAACAUGCGUGUAGAUGAGCAAGCAUCCCUGAACUGCCAGAGCAGCCAGAUCACCACAGCAAUCAUCAGCAUUCCCACACCGCCGGUGACGACUCCUGAGGGUGAUGCUCAUCUGCCCGCAGUCCCCGCCCACCAGAACGUUGUGAAGGUGUCCGCACUGUGA